Molecule: messenger RNA, 3216 nt
Organism: Mycosarcoma maydis (corn smut)
Lineage: Eukaryota; Fungi; Basidiomycota; Ustilaginomycetes; Ustilaginales
Exons: 1
Coding region: 1-3216 (1071 amino acids)
Biological process (GO): carbohydrate metabolic process
Source: RefSeq, a predicted model, not a curated record
AUGGUGCUCUCAUUGGUCGUUGACGACACCUCGCUCCUUCUCUUGCUUGUCCUCGUAGCCGCCCUCGCCACCUCCGUCUACGUCUCACGCUCCUAUCAACCUCUCAUUCAUCCACUCAUCCUCACCCGUCAAGCAGACGUCUCGCAAACAAGACAGCCCAAAGAGUCGGCCAUCUAUCGAAACGCCAACUCACCUUCUGGCUUCGACCUUGCUCUCAGGCCCAGGAAGGAGGUCAACGAUAUUGCCGACCUCAUCAAGUAUGGCGCAAAUGGUUCCGAGCGCCACUCGCACAGAUCCAUCUACGGGAAAGCAAAAUCCAACGACGACGUAGCUGGCGAUGCUACGGCCUUUGCUACCGGCUUUAUCAAACUCUCCUCCGCUCCUGUCAACCACACCGUCUUGGCCGUUGUAUCGGAAGUCGAUUCUUACGAGGCUCUCAUUGCCUUGCUUGCCAACACGCACACCUCUGUCAGCUCACGCUUCCAUGCUGCCGUGCUCUCUCCCGAGCAGCUCCACAAACACACCCCCUCUUCCUUGCCCACCACCCUUUCCAACAACGGUGCCCCUUCCGUCAUUGGCGUUUUCACCACCGCUAACUCCAUCGACGCUGUUCUCGCUCUCCCCUUGAUCGACCCUUCCGCUCUCAUCAUUGUUCCCGCCGCCGACUUCGAUCAUGUCAAAAUGCGCGUCAACGACUACUUUGGCGGCUCACAUCGUCUCCGCAUCUACGACUUUACCGCCGUCGUCCAGGCUGGCAGUCGUGGCUCCCUUCUUACCAACGAGGCCGUCAAUCGCCAGGUCAUCGACCGUGUGCAGUCGUUCUACUGGAAUGCUGCCUCAUCCCAGUGGAUCGCUGUUCAGCACGCCAACCUGAUUGCUGGCGUCACAUCCCAGCUUGCCAGCUUCCCCGCUGACAAGAUUCCCACCACCGCUGACCACCUCUUUGUCGAGGGCUCCUCCGCCAUUGAUGCUCCUGCUUCGUCUCUUAUGGCCACACGUACACCCUUCGGAUUCGCACUCGCCCUGACAGCUCUCUACACUGGCUCCGCCAUCACCUCUGACCUUGCCACGGCCAGCUACGACGAUCCCAAUCCCGCUCCUUCCACCGCCUUGGUCCACGCCAAGCCUACCCUCGUCUAUGCCUCCGCCGAGGGCGCUUCCUCGCUCGCCUGUGCUCUUGCCACCUGCAGCCGUCGGUCUCCGCUUGUCUCCUGGGCUACCAAGAACAAGCUCUUCACCCUCCGCAACGGCACCUUUUCGCGCAACGGACUCGCCGACCGUCUCGUGUUUGCACUGCCUCGGCAGAUCACCGGCACUGUCAAUGUCCGCAACGUCUUCAUCGCUGGCCGCGGCGACACUGUUCCUCAGGCUUUGCUAGAUUCCCUGCGCUCCCACUUGGGCUGCUCCGUCCUCAACGCCUACCUACCCAAGUUGAAAGGUGCUGCUGCUACAGCCGCCGUCAGUGCCACUCAUGUGUUUGACCUCCAGGCCUUUGCCGACCACGAGACCGGUGCAAUGCAAGUGCCUGCGCAUGUCGGCCCACCCUCGGUCUCUGCCGAAAUCAAGCUCGUUCAGUCGCAGAUUGCCCUCGAUGCAGGUUUCACCAUCACUGGCGACAGGCAACCUGGACAUCUCGGCGAUCCUAUGGGCGAGAUUCUCGUCCGCGGCAACAUUCUCGCCCGCAGCACUAGCUCGGAAGAUGACGAUGGCUGGUCACCAACCGGCGAUCUCGGCGCUAUCCGUUCCAACGGCACCCUUGUCGUUCUGCGAGACGCGGAUGAGGCCGACGUAGCUGGCGUGCCCACCCUCAGUGCUCGCAAGCCCGUCGUGCGCCAGCGCCGCCAUCGCAGCCUUGGCUCGAGCACAGCAAAGACUGUCGUCACUGCUGCGCUCCUCAUGGCCACCGCGAUUACACCGGCAUCCGCAGCUACAUGGAUGAAGCGUGGCAGCUCGAUCAACAAUACCAUGAGCGAUAUGGCCAAGAUGGGCAUGCUCGUCGGCCAACGUGCAUCGUGGGAGCAGGGCGCUUCGCAGGCAGCUCUGCUCGAACUCGACUAUCCCGGCUGGUCCGUGUUUUCCUCGGUCGGCGGGGGGCCCCCUUUCAAACCAGGCAAAGAGCGAAAGGCGUCGGGUCCGCCGAACGAGGUGAUCGCCAUGGCCUACGCUUCCGCCUCGCGUUCCGAUAAUCUUGGCAGGAUGGCGUUUCGAAUCACAGGCGACGAGCAGACGGGCUCGGGAAGCUCGCUCGACGGCGCUGCGCCCGGCACCGAGGUGCUCCUCGCCGCAUGGCUCGACGGCGAGAUCGACCGCAACACCGGUGCCAUGGGCUCUGGCUUCUACACCGACGCUGUGCGUAACACGCUCGACAUGGUUCUGCGCCGCACGCCUCGAGCUCGCUCUGGUGCUAUCAGCCAUCGGUAUUCGACUGUGGCACUCUGGAGCGACGCCAUCUACAUGAUGCCGCCCUUUCUUUCGUUUUACGGCAUGAUCACGCGCAACAACACGCUCCUCCAGACUGCGUAUGACCAGAUCCGACUCCAUCGUGACGUCAUGCGAUUAACCACGGGCGCAUCCACCAACCUCUGGGGUCACAUUCUGAUCCCGGACAAUAGGACGUGGACCGACGGCGGCGCGUGGGCGACGGGCAACGGUUGGGUGUUGGCUGGUAUGGCCAGGACGUUGGCGACGAUCGAGCAGAGUCAGGCGUCGUCGCAGAUGACGCAGCAGAAGACGGAUCUGGUGAAUUGGAUGCAGGAAAUCCUCGAUGCUUCGUGGCCGCUGCUCGACGAGCGUGCGUUGCUCUUCCACAACUACAUGAACGACACUAGAACGUUUUACGAUAGCGCAGGAACGGCGUUGAUCGCCUACGCCACCUAUCGACUCGCCUCAAUGUCUCCGUCGAACAACAAGUGGAUAUCGCAGGCCGACGUUGUAUACCGCUCGCUAGCUACCUCAUUGAACGAGAUCGGUCAGUUCCGAGAGGGAUACCCAGUCGUGGACGUGCUUGCGUUUGUUCAUCAGGGCGAGACGUCGUCCGAGUCGCUCGCUUUCAUGAUGCUCAUGAACGCAGCCAAGCGCGAUUACCAGAACAACAACGUCGUCCGCAUCACCGCGCCUGGCAUCGCUACCAAUGCGGCUGCUUCGUCCACCUCGACCGCACCUGGUGCCGUGUUGGUUGCCAUUGCUUUUGCAUGCCUCCUCUUCACGCUUCUCUAG